Molecule: messenger RNA, 1907 nt
Organism: Zophobas morio
Lineage: Eukaryota; Metazoa; Arthropoda; Insecta; Coleoptera; Tenebrionidae
Product: very long chain fatty acid elongase 4-like
Exons: 6
Coding region: 223-1131 (302 amino acids)
Biological process (GO): sphingolipid biosynthetic process; fatty acid elongation, monounsaturated fatty acid; very long-chain fatty acid biosynthetic process
Cellular component (GO): endoplasmic reticulum membrane
Molecular function (GO): fatty acid elongase activity
Source: RefSeq, a predicted model, not a curated record
GCAAAGGCAGCAGAGCACCGGGGCGUGUAGUCUGGCUGUGAAUUCGCGCUGGGAAGGGUGUGCUUCGCAGGCCGGAGAAUUGGGGAAGGUUAGGAGCAAUUAGGGAGCCACCGAAGACCGGCCAAAUUGGGAGCUAAUGGGGGAACCCGAGCUGUGCUGAUCGAUCCGAAACCGUGCCAUGACCACGUCAAGAUAACUUGGAGCGCAUUCUACUGAAGCAAAAUGGUCACGUUUAUAAAUUCGACCCAAAACUCUCUAUCCAAGCUGUAUAGUUACUACGAAUGGACGUUGUCCCUAUCAGUUGCAGAUUCGCGCACUAGAGGAUGGCCUCUGGUGGACUCCCCCGGCCCCACGGCUGUAUACACCGCAAUUUAUUUAUUUAUAGUGUGGGUCGGGCCGAAACUCAUGAAAAAUCGCAAACCCUUCAGAUUGACGUGGCUUUUGAUACCUUACAAUUUACUAAUGGCUGUUUUGAACGCGUACAUUUCGGUGCAGCUUUUCACAGCUGCCACUAGGUUAAGGUACAGCUAUAUCUGCGAACCGUGUCGACAGCGGUACCACCCCGACGAACUCCAAAUUGCCAAAGCCGUUUGGUGGUACUACUUCUCCAAGUUGCUCGAAUUCUGCGAUACCUUUUUCUUCAUCUUGAGGAAAAAAGAUAAGCAGUUGACUUUCCUUCACGUGUACCACCAUUCGACGAUGUUCUCCUUGUGGUGGAUCGGCAUCAAGUGGGUGCCCAGCGGCUCAACCUUCCUCCCGGCUAUGGUGAAUUCGGGUAUCCACGUCCUGAUGUAUUCGUACUACGGCUUGGCGGCCCUCGGCCCUCACAUCGCCAGGUACUUGUGGUGGAAGAGGUACUUGACGAUUCUCCAAAUGAUUCAGUUCACUUGUGCCUUGGUUCUGGGUAUAAACGGUAUCAGAACUGGUUGCGAGUUCCCCUUGUGGAUGCACUACACCUUGAUCGUCUACAUGUUGUCGUUCAUCGUCCUCUUCGGCAACUUCUACGUGAAGGCUUACAUGGAAAAGGGAAGCCAAGUCUUCUUCGGUAUGGACAUGGGUUGCGGACAAGGCAACACCUACCUCUCCAAGAAAGAUUCAUACAUCUACCAAAAUGGGAAGAAAAUUGAUUAGAUUCUAAAGGGCUUGUAGUCAAAUCGCGAUCUUCCUGUUCAAUCAAAUCGAAGUGAUCUUUAUAGUAGAAGAGAGAGUCAUUCCGUUUGAUGUUCUUACCUUGUUUUGUUAUUAAUUUUAUUCGUAGCCUAAUUUUUGUAUAUAAUCGUAGGAAUUAGCGAGAAACAGUAUGUCAAUUAUUCGUUGAUGUAGGCGAAUCAGAGUUGUACACUGCCACUUCGCACAUGCGUUUUUCCGUUGAUGACGUAAUCAUGCAAGCUCAGGGUCUAUGACAGAAUCAAAAAUAAUAAAUCAGUAUUAUGACACUGAUAACCCCUGGCCAUAGUUUAAUAAAGACAAUAUGUUGAUUGUUUUAAUAAAGCAAAAAUUGCCGCUCUAUCAUGUUUUAUUUGCAGGGGAAAAUUGACGCGAUGCUAAAAUUAGGACGAGCGCAACCACACGAACUGACAAAAUCGCCUUUAAUUUAAAUUAACUUUAGGACGAGUGUGACUCGUACUUACUUAGCAUCGCGGCAGAGACCCUAUUAUUAUGAUAGACGUAGGGGUAAUUAGUAACAGAAUUCAACUCCAUUAAGUGAUUAAUACACUUAAUGGGAAAGUUAUAGCAAGUAAUAGCUUUUUUGCUUAAUGGUGUCACUUCUCAUCAAUUAAUUACACGCUAUUCGAAGAACCAGACCGAGCGGAAAACGGAAAUUAUUGUUAGUUUAGACAUUUAAGAUUACAUUCACUCCAAUCCAACCCCUCAUUUUUUAUAUAUAUAUAUAUUUCUAAGAUGUU